Messenger RNA from Phyllostomus hastatus (greater spear-nosed bat), 4836 nucleotides. RefSeq names its product MAX network transcriptional repressor (gene MNT). Gene Ontology annotation, biological process: regulation of transcription by RNA polymerase II. The record is from RefSeq and is a predicted model, not a curated record. Gene Ontology annotation, molecular function: RNA polymerase II cis-regulatory region sequence-specific DNA binding; DNA-binding transcription factor activity, RNA polymerase II-specific; protein dimerization activity. The transcript is spliced from 6 exons. Lineage: Eukaryota; Metazoa; Chordata; Mammalia; Chiroptera; Phyllostomidae. The coding region runs from base 398 to 2137 and encodes 579 amino acids.
GCCGGGGGCAGCGCGGCUCCUUCCCUUGUUGUGUGUGUCGGUGCCUCCUCGCCAUCUUGUUGCAAAGCCUUUUCUUGUCGGCGGGACUCCUGGGGGCCGCGGGGCGGGAGGCACUAGAAGGAAGGAAGAGAGGGAGGGGAAGAAGGGAGGUAGUGCCGCCUUUUUUUUUUUGCAUCAAAUUAUUUUAAAUUUGCAAAUUACAUUUUGCAAAAUUUUGGAAGACAUUGAUUUUUUCCCCCGGUGCUCCCCCGUUCUUCCCUGCGGAGUGCGCUGCGCCGCCCAGCCCUGUCGCCCCCCGGAGGUGAUCCCUCCCUCCUGCCAGUCCGCCAGCCUGUCCGGUGCCUGGCUCACGGGCCGCAGUCUUGGCCCCGGCGCGCCCCCGGCAGCUCUCGGCGCGAUGAGCAUAGAGACGCUACUGGAGGCGGCCCGCUUCCUGGAAUGGCAAGCGCAGCAACAACAGAGAGCACGUGAGGAGCAGGAGCGGCUUCGCUUGGAGCGGGAGCAGGAGCAGAAGAAGGCCAGCAGUCUGGCCAGGCUGGCCCAUGCCCUGCCUGUGGAGGAACCCCGCAUUGAGGCACCACCCCUGCCUCUGUCGCCACCAGCACCCCCACCAGCACCCCCACCAUCACUUGCCACCCCAACCCCACUGACCGUCAUUCCUAUUCCAGUAGUGACCAACUCACCUCAGACUCUGCCCCCACCCCCACCACUGCCCCCUGCAGCCCAGCCUCUGCCCCUGGUGCCUCGCCAGCCAGCCCUGGUUAGCACCCCUGGACUCAGCAUCAAGGAGUCUGUUCCCCUGCCCACCAGGCCACAGGUGCCCACCCCUACUCCCCUACUGCCAGACUCCAAGCCCACCAGCAGCCCCAAGCCGUUGCAGCCCCUCCCUACACCAAUCCUGACCAUAGCACCACACCCUGGAGUCCAGCCCCAGCUGGCUUCCCAGCAGCCACCCCCACCCACUCUUGGGACCCUGAAGUUGGCAUCAGCUGAAGAAGUCAAAUCCAGCGAACAGAAGAAGAGGCCUGGGGGGAUUGGAACCAGAGAAGUCCACAACAAACUGGAGAAGAACAGGAGGGCCCAUCUGAAGGAAUGCUUUGAGACCCUGAAGCGCAAUAUCCCCAACGUGGACGACAAGAAAACAUCGAAUCUGAGUGUGCUGAGGACCGCGCUGCGGUACAUCCAGUCGCUGAAGAGGAAGGAGAAGGAAUACGAGCAUGAGAUGGAGCGGCUGGCGCGGGAGAAGAUUGCCACACAGCAGCGGUUGGCAGAGCUCAAACACGAGCUGAGCCAGUGGAUGGACGUGCUAGAGAUCGACCGUGUACUCCGGCAGACGGGCCAGCCCGAGGACGACCAGGCUUCCACCUCUACUGCCUCUGAGGGUGAGGACAACAUAGACGAGGAUAUGGAAGAGGACCAGGCUGGUCUGGGCCUACCUAAGCUGAGCCAUCGCCCCCACGUGGAGCUGCCGAAGCCACCACCCAGCACCGCCCCUGCGCCCCUGCCUCCCCACCCACACCCCCACUCCCAGCCUGUGGCUUUGUCUCCUGCCCACCUCCCUGGGCAGCAACCUCCGCCACAGCAGAAGACACCUCUACCAGCCCCUGCCCCCCCACCAGCUGCCCCUGCCCAAACAUUGGUGCCUGCUCCGGCCCACUUGGUGGCUGCGGCUGGGGGGGGCUCCACAGUCAUCGCCCAUACUGCCACGACCCAUGCCUCAGUCAUCCAGACUGUGAACCACGUUCUCCAGGGGCCGGGCGGCAAGCACAUAGCGCACAUUGCCCCCUCAGCCCCCAGCCCUGCUGUGCAGCUGGCACCUGCCACACCCCCCAUUGGCCACAUCACAGUGCACCCUGCCACCCUUAACCACGUAGCCCACCUUGGCUCCCAGCUUCCCCUGUACCCACAGCCUGUAGCAGUGAGCCAGCCCGUGGCGGUGAGCCACAUCGCCCACACCCUCUCGCACCAGCAAGUGAAUGGCACCGCCGGGCUGGGCCCCCCCCCCACCGUUAUGGCCAAGCCUGCUGUCGGGGCUCAGGUGGUACACCACCCCCAACUGGUGGGCCAGACAGUGCUCAACCCUGUGACCAUGGUCACCAUGCCCUCCUUCCCCGUCGGCACGCUCAAGCUGGCUUGAGGGUGAGGCCGCGCAAGAGACCCCCAGUGGGGGCAUGGAGGGGGACCUGUCCCCAUGCUCUCCCACCAGCUCCACACAUUCCAGCCAGGCCCAUCCCAUCCACCCUCACUCCCAGGCCUCCUAGGGGAAGGGGGUGCAGAGACUGAGCCAGGGGAGGGAGGGGCCGCCCCAGGGAGCUGGGCACAGGGUAGGGGUCAGCCCACUGCACGAGGACUUGAUAAAGUGGUGAGACAUGCUCUGGUGGACAUGCUGCCUGUUGGCCUGGUGCCAGUCCUGCCUUCCCGUCCUGUUCCCUGAAACCAAUUCCAUGUGGGCGUCCUGUUCUCCGACUUCCCCACCGCCUUCCUGUGCUGCUGCUAUUGCUUGUCUGGUGAUGUGGCAAGAGUCCGGGCCCUCCCCUCCGGAGCCUCGGCCUUCCCUUCCCAGGCCUUUGGAGGGGAAAGUGGGGGGCGCUGAACUGAGGCAACUUGGCCUAGAUAGUUGGGGGCCACUGUGGGCCCUGCUCUGAGUACAGGUGACAGGUCCUAGGAAGUGGCUGGUCUGGAGUCCUGCCCAGACAGGUGGGAGCCCCAGCCCCGGGCUCUCCUACCCAGUUGCAGUCACUGUGAUUCCUUACAGCAGAAACUGUUUAAGAUGGUUCUCUACCAACAGUAAACCAAACCCCAAGCUGCCGCCAAGCUUCUAAGCCUCUCAACCCUUACUACUGGGCUCCUGGCCUCUAGAGGGCAGGCUGAGGGAGGGGUGGGAAAGGGAGGGCUUGGCCGAACCCAUCGUUUGCCCCACCCCCACCUCCCAGCCUGGGUCUGGACUGAGUUGCUCUGGACCCCUGUUGCCACCCCGGUGGGUCUUUUUGCUUCCAGAAGGCAUACACUUCCCUGAUUCCCAGGCCUCUGCUCAGUGCUCUGCAUCCCCUCGAAGGAUGGGUGUUUGAGGUGCCACCUGGGACACAUGGACCAGCCACCGGUCUGGGUUCCAGGAGCCUGAAGCCACACUGUUGAGACAAUCAGGAAGUUCAAACCCAGCCCUCUCCCAGAUAGGCUCUGGGCACCUGUAGAGAGUGGGCAAGGCCGCACUUGCAGGGCUGCCGCAGCUACCCCAGCUCCUAUGGCUCCAGCGUCAUCACUAUGAAUGUCCCCCUUUCUCCGGUGGGCUUUGUUGAGUGUGCCCUCUCUAAGGGGGCUGCCGUGUGCCACUGCCUUCCUCUGAGGAAAGGGCUGUCCUUCACUGGGCCAAGGCCAGGGGAGCAGGCGUGUAGGAGAUGCUGCUUUCCCUGCCUCUGCCUUGGCAGACUGGCUUCUCUUUCUAUGUGGGCAUUUAUUACAGGUGGCCUUGUGUCAGACACACGCCGUGCACACUUGGCUCCCCACCUGGACACUCACCAAUGGCCUUGCUGUGUAGGCGGAGGAAGAGUGUUCCUGGAUGUGAAGUUUGCACUGACAGGCGGGGGGGUGGGGGGGGUCAGUGUUGGGGCCCGGGAUCCCCAAGAGGUGCCCCAGCAGAGGUCUUGAGUAGAUUUUAUGUCUAAGGACAGCCUUUCAGUUCCUUCUUGGUCCUGGGGACCUUCCAGGAGGCUUGGCCUCCCAUUUGUCUCCUGAAUGUGGGGGAUGGGAAGGCCUCUCCGUGGCCUUAGAGGCCUCCAGGAGGAAGUUGCACGUAGCCUCCCACUUCAUAGGCUCGCUGCCUCCCUGCACCUGCAAGCCCCUAUCCCCACCCUGGUGGUCUGGGGAGCCUCCUCUCGGAGAUGACAGUGGGAAGAAGGGAGGGCAGGCCUGGCGCCCUGGGAACAGGCAGAGACAGGGGAAGCGCCUCUCCACUCUGCUCACCUCCCUGCGUCCUGAGGCCGGUCCAGAGUUAGAACGUGUGUCAGCCAGUCUCCCCUCGGGCCGCACAGAUACCUCAUCCGCCCGCUGCCCGAGUCCCUCUCCGCCCCCAGCAGUGGGGGCUCGGAAUCUAGUGCCGAAUGACUCUGUCCAGAUUGGUGACAAUGGGUUUUGUUGCUGUUGUUUUUGUUUGUGAAUGCUGUGACGCUGUGUGCCCGAGAGGGCAGCUGCCGCCCAGCCCUUUGGGCACUCCCCCCUUCUGAGAGCUGUCAGGACCUUGUCUAUCCUCACCCUGUGGGACCGCCUGCCCCGCCCCUCCCCCCAGCCCUUCCAGCCUGGGGGACACGCGUGCGGGCGUGCGCACGCGCACACACACAUCUUACCUCUCAUGCGUGUUUUACUUUUUGAUGUUCUGAGUGGCUCACUGGCUGGGAAUCUUUACCUCGGGGAGAGGGGGAGGUUGGUUCCUUGGGGGGCCAAAGAAGGGCAGGGAUGCCUGGAGGGAGCGGCGGGGUCACCGAACCCCUGCUCUCUAGGAACAGCUGCUUCUCCCCCAUCCCAGGGUCCCACCCCCAACCCCCAAAGAGGUGGCCCUUGUUUACAGUGAGGACUCGGUCACUGUGUCUCCGUUUCCUGAAAUAUAAAUUGUAGUGACCCCAGACUGUAGAGAUUUUUAUGUGUUUGGAUACAUCUGCUGUGUGGGAAAAAAAAAACAAAACUACAAAAACCCUACUUUUGUACAUAUUGUAUUUUUACUAUUGAACUGUAUUCUAGUGGCUGUUCAUGCUCCCAAGACUUUAGGUAUUGAGACAUGAAUACUAUCCAUGUAAUAAGCACUUGCCUGGAAUAAAAUAUAAAAUUGAAAUAAACUUGCACUGA